UCGUCUCAAUGCCAGAGGCGGCGGCACCUUUCUCGCACGCUAGCUCUGUCGACGGCGGCAGCGCGUCGGCGGCCGGUUUCGAAACUACGUCAGAGCGCGCGUGAGGCUCUCUCGCCCGCUACGUGUUGGAGGCCGACUAGUCGAUGUCGCAGUAGACCCAGUAGACCUCCUCGGAACAGCUGCAGCUGUUGUUGUUAUGGGACUCGCGGCGAAGCCGCUGCACGGCCUCAUCGCGUAACGACAACCAACGGGGCGAGUUGGGUAAUGCUUUAAAAUGCAGGAGCUCCCAGAGGAGGCAGUGGCGGCACCUGUUUCGAGCAGCUACGCAUGAGGAGAGGCACCUCGGGCUGCCAAGAUGACGUCAUCAACGCUGGUUGAGACGGUGUCGCUGAACUACGAAGACUUCAGCGAGAACUUCCUCACAUGCAGCACAUGCCUGUGUACCUACGAUGGCCAGGAGCGCAGCCCCAAGCUCCUCUCCUGCUCCCAUACAGUGUGCCGCAGCUGCCUCGAGCGCCUUGCUGCAGCCGCUCGAUCUCAGCACGAGGGCACACUGAGGUGCCCCAUCUGCCGCGAGGCUGUGCCUCUGCCAGAGCCUGGGGUCGGGGCGCUGCCCCCCAGCUUCCUUGUCAACCAGCUACUAGACCUUGUGGCCAGCCGGCGGCGCGAGGUUGUGCCCAAGUGCGCCCUCCACCCUGCGGGGCCAGAGUUGCUCUUCUGCGAGGCAUGCGACCAAGUGUUCUGCUCCACGUGCCUCGGUCCUGCCCACGCUGACUCCAGCCACACUGUCGUGCCCUUCUCCAUUGCUGUCAAGCGCAUGUCUGAGAUACUCCUGUACAAAUCUCAACUGUGCCUGAGCAAACUGGAUGCAGCGGCGGAGGCAGUCAGUGCCGAAAUCACAAGGCUUGAUGCUGCUGCGGAAGAAGUAACGGACCAAAUCGAGGCCUCUUUUCGGGAAAUUCAGGACCUUCUGGAGCAGCGACGGAAGUCACUGUUAGCCACAUUGCAGGCACUCUGGGACCGCAAGAAAGAGGCCCUCGAAGAGCAGCUGAAUCAAAUCCAAAACGAGAGGUCUCAGCUUGAGCAGGAAUGCUGCACCCCCGAGAGUCAGCUUGAUGUCCGAAACCUCACAAAAAAAAUUGCUGACUUGGAUGUCAAGAUGGGUUCUCUGGAUCACUUGGCUGAACCCCGCGAGAACUGCUACCUCCAUUUCGACUGUGCCUACAACUCCGCCCUUGAUGACAUUGCACAGGCUCUCAAGGUCUUUGGCAAGCUCGAGACAAGCCGCACAUUUCCGCCCUUGUGUACAAUUAGCGUCAAGGACUGUCCGGCAUACGUUAGGGCCUGUGCUUUGCUUCGUACCUACGACUGUGACGGUCGGCCUCAGACGGUGGGCGGGGAUCCUGUGACUGUGGCACUAGUGGCGUGUAAUGAGGAUCAGAAACCUCUCGAUGUUCAAGUUAUAGACCGUGGAACUGGUGAAUAUGCUGUGACGUUUCAAGUGCCCCGUGUUGCGCGAUACCGCCUUGCCGUGUCGGUGCUGGGCCGACCCUUGCAGGGCAGUCCUUUCGAGUUUGCUGCUACCGACAACAUCGACCCCGACAUGGUGUUUGGCCGGCGUGGGGACGGCACCGAUGGAUUCCAUCAGCCUGUGGCUGUGGUGUGUGGACCGGAGGGCCUGCUCUAUGUGCUGGACACGGGAAACUGCAGAAUCAAGGUCCUCACACCGGAACUUCGGUUUCUUCGUCACAUGACAGGAGUUGGCAUUGAGGAACGUGGUGGCACAGGACUUGCCAUCUCCCCAUCUGCAGGAACUCUGGUGACAUGCAACUGGAGGACCCGCAUGAUUACCGAGUUCACUGCUGAUGGGACCAUUGUUCGGACCUUCACACAUGCUGACCUGGGGGAACCCACAGCCCUUGCAGUCAACUCUAAGGGGGAUGUGUUUGUCGUAGACAGUGGGAAACGCUGCGUCUUUAUUUUUAAGCAAGACGGCACGCUUGUCAAGAAGGUGGAAGGAAAAGUGCUGGCGCUGCCGACCAACUUCAACCCAAGUGCUGUAGCGGUGAGUCCUGAUGACAGCGUUCUAGUGGUGGACUCGACUAUACAUGUGCUGGACACGCACGGCAGCUGGCUCUCAACAAUGUUUGUCGAGGGUAAGGGGAAAGGAAGAUUUGGGGGCAUCUGUGUUGAUGCACAAGGCAUUGUGCUGGCUGCUCGUUCUGAUCGCAGCAAGAACAACGUCCUGCUAUUUGACCGGGUCGGCGGGCAGCUCACCUACACGAUAGAGAGCAGGGGUAGCCGACUGGGCCGGCCACUUGGAAUCGCUGCACUCCCAGAUGGUCACGCUGUUGUGGUAGACCUUGGGAACGACUGUAUCAAGAAGUAUCGAUACAAGUAAUGUGACCAGCUGUCCUUCCAGAGCCGUUUUAAGGGUCUGCAUUAUCUAGUAUUUCUAGGCAUCACGUGCUAGUCACCACAGAGGCACAUGCAUCUGUGGCCAUCUGUCCCAAGCUCUAUGUAGCAGAGCAGACAGAUCCAACACCUCCUGAGCCAUUAUUGUUGCUGUAGUUUGCCAUAACAAUGCACUGGUAGAAUAGUGAACCUACAUGGUUUUCAGUUACGAAUGCAUUGGGUGCCUUCAUGUCAUAAUCUAUGCGAUAUUAAUUUUAUUAAAGGGCCCUGAUAAUGUAAAACGAGCAUAGUAUACGCAGUUUUGUAUGGCAGUGCCGAGUAACUUCUCCUGUGUGGAGCUGAUGUAGUAGCAAUAUGCCUUAGAUCAAGCACACAGCUUUGAUGUGCAGUAAGUGCUCUUUACAAAAGUGCUCCGCGCAACUAAGCUACAAUUGUAAUUUCUCACAAGUAUUAAAAUUUUACAUUCAUAGAUGAAUACAUAUUUGACCAAUUUGGGAAGAAGUUUUUGCAAUGCGCAGUUAAAGCUGUAAGUAAAGUCUGUCAUUCAAUACGUGCUGCAAAUCUCGAUACACCAAAUUUUCUUCGCUGCGAGACGUGUUGUGCCACGUUUGAGCUUUUGAUGCAGUGUCCAGUAUUCACGGGUGGCCACAAUUACCUGCAGUUAUAAUGCCUUCUUUUCCUUUUUUUCUUUCAUGUAAGCCAUACUGCUACAUAUCCAACACAUUUUACAGUGCUCUCACCAUUAUGUGCAGCCUCUCGCAUCGCGAUAACACUAUAAUAUGGUCGUACGUCGUCCUGAAGGGAACGUCGCAUUAGACGACUCUUGCACAGGAGAGUGCUUAGUGCACUUGAGAGUACUUCUGCCGGUCUCGCUGAUUAUCGCCGCUUAAAGGCGCUAAAAUGACGCAUGAUGGACGCUCGUGCGAUAUAGCUAAAAAUGCGGGAGGCAGUAAAUGUCCUUCAUUUAAAACGACACUUCGUUUAAAAAAGAAGACACUGUCACACUGGUUGGUGUUUCACGUAAGAGCAAUUGCUAAGCUGGACCUGCAAUAUUUGCUUAUAGGGACAGAUGUAUAGAAGUAUGUAGGGCUUGCCGCUCCACAUGAAAAGAGUCGAUACAUACGCACAUGUACAAGGGGGAAAAAAACUGCUAGUACUAAACAGCUUUGCAGUGUGCACAGAGGAGACAGGGCAAGGGAUACAGGAGUAGAACAAAUGCGUUUCUUUUUCUACCCUUUCCAGCAUUUCUUACACUUAAAAGAAAUGUGUAAUUAGAAUUACAGCACUAAUUACAGCUGAAGUUAAACAUGAAGGCCUGAGGACAGACAGACAAAGAACUUCAUUAAGGUUCUGAGGAGCCAGCCAUUGGAGCCCCAGAGAGGACCCCUGGCUAGCUGUUGGCUAAUCCCAUGGACUAAACUUUUUGUAGUUUCUCUUUUUCCCUUAGAGUAGAUGGUUGGUGAUGUCCUGUCACCAUCAUCCUAGAAUGCUUGAAGAUGCGUCAGAGGAACACUAAAGAAAAAAAAAAAAUAGCAAGUUGUAUUAGUAAAUUACCCUUCUGCAAUACCAAGAAAAUCACUCUCUCCACAUGAGACGAGGCUUUGCACUACGGCGAGGUGCAAAAACAACACAAGAGAAUGAGAGCAUUCCUUCCUUUGUUUGCACCCCUAUACCGGAAGUUGUUUCUUUAAUAUUAUCUUUCUUAUUGUACAGACAUGAACAAGGACUAUUUUAGGUGGAUGCUCUGUGUUUAUCGCAGCUUCAGAAGCAGAGUGAACAGUGAGCAUGACUGACCGGUAGCAUGAUCACCCUCUCAGUUUCUUCCAUUCUUCUUCGCUUGCACACGGUCUCCACACAGAAAGACAAAUGUGCAAGAAGGGGUGCAGGCAGUGGAAAGAACGACACCACCCUCUCCUUUUAUGUUCGCAUCUCUACGGGGCACUGCACAACAUACGAACGACGAGGCUAUUUGCCACUCGCUCGCACGUCAUGUAUGUGUAUGUACAGUGUAUGUUCAAUACAGUCCAACAUCUGCAGUGGCACAACAGCCCAAAUACGUGAAGAUACCUUUGAAAUGGUAACAUUACAACAUACCAGUGCUGAGUUUUUCGUGUGAAAUUUUAAUAGUGCUAGUAAUAAACAUCUAAUUGGUGAAAUUGACGAAAACACAGCUUUUAAAGAAAAGAGAAAAUGCUUUCUAAGCCCUGAAUUUUUGGAGCAAAUCUUAUUGCUCGUUUUGAAGCGUGUCUGGCAUCGUGCAACCUUUUUUUGGCACCACUGACGUCACACUUGGCAAGCUACUUUGUCAGUGGCUAGAUGUAAAACCUCUGCUGUGCUUACUGUCAUUACAACAGUUAAGUAUUGAGGGAGAGUAGAUAAGUUUCAAACUAUAAUUAUUAAUCAUGUUUUGUUUGACAGGGGUUUAGAGAGUAAUAUUAUAUAACUAUUAUUAAGAAUGAAACCCAGAAACACAAGGUAAAGAAAAAAAAAGGAGUUGGCAUGUCAUCUGCCUUUGUUAGCAUAGAAUGAAGAGGUCCUUUUAAAAUUGAACCAGUAAACAAAGUGCACGGCUUACCUGAAUUAUGCAUAGUUAUCAGGGCUACUUUCAUUUAAAUUGCAGUGAUGCAUGCACUUAGUUGUAGCUUUAUUGUGCCAUUCUUGAAUAUAUUAAAUAUAUUUCACAGCACAGUCAUAUCUGAAGCGCUGUUACAAAAGUCAAAUGCCUCCCCCCAAUCCUACAUGCGAACUUACUGGCAUAAACAUGCUUUUGCCAGUUUCUUUUGCGGGCUGCAGAACACAUGCACAGGACAACGGUUCUGUUGGCAUUGAGUAGCUAGUCUUUUCUUAGAACUGAGUGCAAGCUGCACACCUAACUCCUUCGCUGUCACGUAAUUGCAUGCUCGUACAAGGUCCUUGCAGCUGUUCAUAGUUCGUGCCUUGUAUUGCGUGACGUCAAUAAUGGAACGCACAGGUGUUUCCCCACAGGUGUUUCUGAAGCAUGUCGUCUGCUUCUUGUUUUUCUGUGAGACAUUUUGCAGCAGCGAUACGCACAUGUCCAAUGAAAAAAAGAUAAUAAUAAUAAUAAAAAGAAGCUGCUAGUACUAAACAGCUUUGUAGUGUGCACAGAUAGGACAAGGGAACAUGAGUAGAAUAAAUGCGUUUCUUUUUCUACUUUUUUUAAUCCUUUUUGCCGUAAUCUGUGGAUUGCACUUAGAAUAAAUGUGUAAUUAGAAUUCCAGCACUUAUUACAGCUGAAAUUUAACAUGAAGGCCUGAGGACUAAACUUGUCUUUAGUUUCUCUUUUUCCCUUACCUUCCUAUUCAAGUGCAUGCAAUGUGCAUAAAUACUUUCACUGGGCAACUGCUGAACCAGUGAAAAUAAAAUUUGUGAAAUUAUAAAGAAGAAAAUUCCAGACAAUAUGGCUAAGGCUUGAUGAGAUGAUCAGGUCUUCGGUGCCUUGUCCUAAGUGGGCCUUACGCAACAUGUGAGUGCCUGGAUAACCGGUCAGUUCAGUCUCUUUUUGAAGUUUUCAGCCAACUUUGAUAAACGUUGCAUUGUUAAAAAAAGAUAAUGUGGGCAUGUCCUCUUGUGAACACGCAUGUUGCUUUCAACCUUGCUUGUAGGCAGUUUUGGUGCCUUGCUUCUUGCGUAUCCUUUCUAGUCAUUUGCAGAAGUGUUGUGCAUGAUUAAUUCCAGCUAAAUUACUUCAGAAAUUCUUUCAGUAUAAGUGUGUGGCAUAUUGUAGAAAUGUUAACUCGGACUGCAACAGCAGCUGCAACACACAGAAAUAAAUGCCCUUAAUGUAGUUACGUGAGCCAUCAGCAACCACCAAUAUUAGUAUGAACAUUAAAACAAAAAUUUAACAUUCGCAACCGAAUCCCUAUUUUGCAAGACUGACCAUUUAUGCGACUAACGGCUGGUUACCAGAAGGGUUCUGGAUUAGGGAAGAAAGGUACUGUUGCGGUCAGCUAGUUGUUUGUUGACAAAAAGCACCAGGGCCGGUAUAUGUAGCAUUCCUUCUGCUCGAUUUUGUGCCACUCUUAUUAUCCAUCAUUCACGGCCCACUUAUCGCGUUAAUGAUAGGGGUGAGAGCUUGAGAAGGAAUAGCAUUGGAAUACAAUUGUUACAUUAUCCCAGCCUUGAAUGGUUUCGUUGUGACUGCUUCUUGAACACGCACAACUGGACUGUCAGUGUCCAUUGAUGCAGCGGUGGGCGUUUUUUAGUGUUUUUGCUGUGUGCAUGGAGAUGCUAUCACAAGUACCAAUCUCAGGAAUCUCUUGUACCUUGCACCUUCCCUCGUUUUCGUAUCGAGAGUCUGUAUUUUCUCUGCACCAGACAACUUCAACCUGACGGGAAGUGUAUGAGGCUUUAUUGUACAGAGCCUGUGCCAUCCUCUUUCCUUGAUGGAUAAUGUAUUUUUUUAAACUGAGCAGAUGCAGCCUGCAGAAGCAAACGAGGCAGCCUUGUUUACAACAGCGCGGUAAGACAUUGCAUGGCUGCUUACAAAAUUGAAAACACCGGGUGCCCCUCUCAAAAAAAAAAGAAAAAAGAAAACAGGCUUUAUGUGUAAUGCAUAAUUUGCAGAUACAAGCUCGACUUGAGUGAUCAGAGUGCAGCAUAUUGACGUUUGUAACUUUCAUGGGUCUGAAGCCUUGCACAAAGAGUUGUACGCACUGUAUUUUAGGUAGACUUUAGGCUAACUUCAAAAUGCCAUAACACUGGCAAGUGCAUAACCUCUAGUUGAGACUUAUCUGGAGUGUAAAGUGGUUCUGAAAAUGGGUUGUUGGAGGCACAGGGCUGUGCUUCUUAUUUUUCUAUAAGCAGGACAGUGUCAAUUCUGGAGUUCUUGUUGCGUCACUGCAGUAAGGGUCGGCAGGAGUGCGCAGCUUGAACAAGCGGGCGCUUGGUUUUGCCUCUGCAAGCUCCAACCACUUCUUGUUGAAUGUGUUAGUCACAAGGCCAUUUCAUGAAUUAAGGCUGUAUUCUCACGUGUACACAUUACUGCUUCCAGCUCGCAGGUGCAACUUUUGCAGUAUCGGGAAGAACUUCCCUGACAAGCUGCAUUUAAAUUUUCACCAAAGAUAUUUUGCAGCUUUCUUUUAAUGUGAACGACAAGCGUCCACUGAAAAAGUGUGCACACUUUCCAACUGUUUUUAUUUCUUUACAAAAUACUCAACUUGUUUCAGCGUCACAUUUUACAUAAUGUUUGUUGGCAUUCUUAUGUGUGUAAGCACCGUUCACUAAUAUAUGUGCAUGUUCAAAUUGUAUACUGCACUGUGCAUCGUGAUGAAAGUAGUGUGGCUUUCAUUUGAAUAACUCUGUGGAUCUAGUACUGGCAUAGCUUCCUGCUCAUAACAAUUGCUGGUUCCUACUGUUUCUGAUGCUCUUUGGAGGCCACAGCAUUUCUCACCACAUUGUUUCCACCAAUUCAUCCACGUCUCUCAAAACACUCAAAAUUUAGAAAAUGUUUAAAGGAAUCAAUGCUAAAGGUAGACAUUGAAUCAAUUUAGGAUGUUAGGUCGACCUUAUAGGAGCCUUGCAACGCUUGUUCGAAGCCAAGAGUUGACUUGGCUUUGAACAAGCUGCAGAGAAAAUCACAAGCCAAGGAACUACACAGUUCUGCAGUUGAAAUCACUUGCUAUGAAGGGAUCUUUUGUGGAGGUAUCCUAAGCUAUGUCAGUGAUCUUGCAGGUCAAGCUCUGUGUGGCACUACAGCCUUUUUUGAGUCACAGGCAGGCGGUGCCACUAGGCUGCAGCAUCUAAAGCUCAUAGUAGCAUCAGUGAGUUGCAAUGCAGGAAAGUGCAGCCAUAUUUGCCAAGCUGUGUUUUCUCUCAUGUUAAAGUGAAAAAUGAUUAACUCACAAUACAAUGCAGUUGACUUGCUUAUCAGCAGCGAUUGGCUAAACAGCACAUAUUACGGCAUGGGAGUGUCACAUACUGUUUGCAAUGACAGCGCCACUCCUGGUCAACGUCAAUGUUCUGUUUUCACUUGCAGAAGCUCUUUUGUCAGCAACAGUGAUGCUUCGGGUACCUCGGAAUGCCCUACUGUAUAGCGUUAACUCGAUUUAAUGCUUGCCUUUCAUGUUUCUUUAAAUGGCAAUUAUGUAGAGCAUAUUUCUAAUGCAGAGUUGACGUGCCAGUUUCACAUUGAAUGUUGGCAACACUGUCGUGACCGAGGUUUGUACCAUGGGGACAUUCAAUUUAGUCACCAGGUGCAGCCCAUUCUGGCUAGAAUUAAAAGGCUCACAUUGUACAGAGUGAAAUGGACAUGUCAACUUCGGGCAAUGCUACAUCGAAAAUAUGGUGUAACUGUUUUCCACACGGUUGUCACUUUAGAGCUUGCAAAGGAGAGUGUUUAUUGCAAGCUCACUCAUUACGCAUUACAAAAGCUGGCAUAAACUGCACAUGUGUUCUUCCCGCUGCACACUUAUGGUUUUACUUCGCAUAACGCCACUGUAAAAAAAUGUAUGACCUUUUAGAAGAAGAAAAAAAAGUGAGGGCACACAUUUAUGCUCAUACAAUCUGUGUUCUGCUUCUUUCAAGCUGUCAAGUAGUGCACAUGAUACACUCAUCAAAUGCAUGGUCUAUUUUACGAAAAAAUGUUUGUGCUCUCUUUUACCUGUUCUAUACAGCGCAUGAAGAUAUGUGUGGUAUCGUUUUCAUUGCUGUUUUGUGCACAAAGUGUUAAGGUGCAUGAUGCCUUCUUUUAAUAAUUUAAAAGGCCAAGUUGCUGAAGUCCACUAAACGUUUUGUGGUUAUCUUUUUUAUUGUAUCUUUUUACGCUUUGGCCAUACCAAUCUUGCCAUUUAUAACUGACACAGUUGGGAGACUGCUGUUGUUAUUCCAGUAUACCGCUUUUUUUAUUUGGCCGGAGAGGCAUAGCCAAUUCUAGAAUGUUUCAAAUGUGCCACUUUUGUUUAGAACAUUGCCGGUAUGUGUAUCUGCUGUUCUGUCUCAGCAGCGAGGGCAUCCCUUGUUAUUGGCCUAUUUUGUUUUGUUUUUUUGCUUUGACAAGGCUUAGUGUGGUUGAUGGAAUACCUUAAAGGGAACCUGUUGCAUGUCACUUGCUCGAAUAUAUUGGCUUGCAGGACCAGGCAUAUAGCAUUUCUUGUUUUUUGUUUGUUUUCUUUACUGGUGUUUGUGGCAAGCUGGAGAAGCUCCCAAAGACAUGCUGGCAAGAACUGAGUUAUUCUUAGCUAGUGUAAAUAAACAAAAAAAAGCAAACAAAAAUUGCUACCCCAUCUAACAGUAUUCAAUGUGGCACGAUUAUGCUGACGCUUUCAAAAUAUUACGCUGCUAGAUGUGUGUCCGGGAAUAAAUCAGCAUUGCUUUGACUAUGAAUGCAAAAUAGCGAUUGCUUUACACAGCAUUAUGUCUUGUCUGAGUCUUUGUAUUUUAUCAAGUUGUGUGGGUGAUGUCACCUAAUGAAUUGUGGCACAGUAGGUAGCCAUGGGAAAGAGAAUGUGCACGAAACUGUGCAGAGCGAGAAAAAUAAUUGUUUCUGCCUGGUGUAUUUUGAGAUCUCCAGACUUGUCAAGCACUGUAAUAAUUUAUAUGGGAAGGGAUCGAUGUGUGUCACCUGGCAGUAGCAUCAUCAAAGCUGGCUUUGAAUGCGUUUUUUUUUUUUUUUUCUCUGUGAAUGAAUGAUGUGUGUGCAGUGAAUAAAGAGCCUCGUAAAGUAUA
Molecule: messenger RNA, 10098 nt
Organism: Dermacentor silvarum
Lineage: Eukaryota; Metazoa; Arthropoda; Arachnida; Ixodida; Ixodidae
Product: tripartite motif-containing protein 2
Exons: 5
Coding region: 356-2401 (681 amino acids)
Biological process (GO): protein polyubiquitination; proteasome-mediated ubiquitin-dependent protein catabolic process; negative regulation of translation
Molecular function (GO): translation repressor activity; ubiquitin protein ligase activity; protein binding
Source: RefSeq, a predicted model, not a curated record